Molecule: messenger RNA, 1949 nt
Organism: Procambarus clarkii (red swamp crayfish)
Lineage: Eukaryota; Metazoa; Arthropoda; Malacostraca; Decapoda; Cambaridae
Product: ipis-1
Molecular function (GO): serine-type endopeptidase inhibitor activity
Source: RefSeq, a predicted model, not a curated record
GUCCUCACCCACCACCGCUGCUUCUCCCGUCACUGUUGACCAUCAUACAGCUCCAGUGACACUGUUCUCGUCUCAUCCAGCAGCCAUUAACCGGUUCCUCCAGGGGAAGUUGUGCGACCAUCGCUGAGAGCAGAGUGGGCUCGGAGAGUGAGUGGUGCCAUGAACGACCUCGUCGGAGGAGUGAACGAGGCAGUUUGAGGCAUGCAUGAAGCAGAGAUUACAACACCGCUCACCUGUGGAUGUUGGACUCGAGUGCGGCAUCAACCUCUUAAAUCCAGCUCCCACAGGAAAGAGAUAUGAGGUGGGAAGCUGUGGCGGGAGUUACCAUGGCGACGGUUGUCGUGGCGACGGUGGCCAGCGUCGUCCCACAAUGCCUCUCCGACAGUAGCAACUUCAGAAGUGGCAACUCCAAAAGUGUCAACACUGACCUCUCCGGCAUCAACGACUUCAGCUUUGAUCUCUACAGACAACUUUCCCGCAACACCCCGGCCGAGAACCUCUUUGUCUCGCCCUAUAGCAUUUGGACAGCGCUCACCCUGACCUACUUCGGGACGGCGGGAAGCACCAAGACCCAACUGGAAGCCGCGCUCAGAGUUACGGACAAGGCGUCAACACUGCGGUUGUGGCGCGCACUUGACGUAAUGUACGCCCAGCGAGCCAAGAGCCAGCCCCAGUACACCUUCAACAUCGCCAAUCGUGCCUACUUUGACGACCUCCUUGACCUGCGACCUUGCAUCUCCACCAUCCUCCGCAAGGAGCUCCAGAUGAUCGACUUCUCAGACCUUCAUAGAGCCUCGGCCACCAUCAACGAGUUCGUGUCCACCACCACCAAAGGCCACAUUCCGAAUCUGGUGAGCCCUGAAGACAUGGCGGACGCCGUCAUGAUACUCAUCAACGCCGCCUACUUCAAGGGCACCUGGAGGUACCAGUUCAAACCCUCGCACACACAACCCAGGCAGUUCUUUGUCUCCCCCGGCCACUCUGUCGACGUGCCCAUGAUGAAGAUCAAGGCCAAGUUCAGGCUAGUUCAUUCAACGGAGCUGCGUGCCAGAGUUCUGGAAGUGCCCUAUGCCGGCGACGCCAUCUCCAUGUUGCUGCUUCUGCCGGAUUUAGAAGGAGUGGAAGGGUUCUCACACACGGUGUCAGCGCUCGCUUCCAACACCCUACUGGAGGUCACCAAGGGGAAUGUCCAAGCUGUGACGGUCGACCUCCUCCUACCCAAGUUUAAGAUGGAACAGAUGUUCAAUGAGGACUUGAUGGAGGGCCUCAAGAACCUGGGCAUCCGUGACCUGUUCAACAGUAGUUCAGCCGACCUGUCGCAGUUCUCAGUCAACAAGGAGCUCGUCGUCAGCAAGACUAUCCACAAAGCUUUCGUCGAGGUGAAUGAAGAAGGGACAGAGGCCGCAGCUGCGACGGCGGUGUUGACGUAUGUCAGAUCCGGCUUCAACAGGGCGCAUAGUUUCGUCUGUAACAGACCGUUCUUGUUCCUCAUUCACGACAACCAAACGAAGAACGUUCUGUUCAUGGGAGCUUACAAGAAGCCGCUGACAGGCUCCUACAGGAGCACCCAGACAGACAACGGGAAUAGCUGUGCAACAAAUAUAUAGCCACAAUGGAUGAGAUCAUUUGUAGACAGAGGCAUGAAUUUAAAGAAGAGAGAGAAUCAACGAGAAAAAGACAGAAAAAUGGUAGAUUAAUAACGCGGAGACAGAGAGAAAGAUAGUUUAUAUAGAGACGGGCACCAAGGCUAUGAAUGAGAAUCAUGAUAAGCAAUCACACAAGGUCACCUCGAAGACGAAUUAAGACAAAAUUGACAUCGAUACAAAUAUAAUAUACAGAUGAAUAGUCAUGUUGGUCGAUGUUGCAAUAACAGACAUUAUUUAAUGUCAAAUAAGAAAAUACAUAUAUGUUCCCUAUUAUCAAGUUCUAAAUAUAUUGUUAAAACUUAA